Molecule: messenger RNA, 5161 nt
Organism: Hipposideros armiger (great roundleaf bat)
Lineage: Eukaryota; Metazoa; Chordata; Mammalia; Chiroptera; Hipposideridae
Gene: S1PR3
Product: sphingosine-1-phosphate receptor 3
Exons: 3
Coding region: 331-1467 (378 amino acids)
Biological process (GO): G protein-coupled receptor signaling pathway
Cellular component (GO): membrane
Molecular function (GO): sphingosine-1-phosphate receptor activity
Source: RefSeq, a predicted model, not a curated record
GGCUGGCACCGCCAGAGGCUGAGGGAGCCGGUCCCGGGGACACCCGACAGGUACCCGGAGCUGAACGUGGAAGCAGGACGACCCCACACGAGACCCCAAGCCCGAGCCCCCGAGCUCCCAAGACUACCCGGUGUCCCAGCCCACCUCGCACCGGCGCCAGCAUGCCGGUGAUUCAAGUGCCCUUCCCAGACAGAGGAGCCCAUUCUCAACACUGCAGCCCGGGUCUGGUGGGGAUCAUUACUAAAGCCUGAGCCGUCUUUCCCUGGAAAUGGACGUUCCUAGGGUGCCCUCUGGUGGAUUUUGGAACUGACCGCCUGUGAAUUUCAAGUGAUGGCCAGGGUCCUCUCAUCGUAUCCCAGACCCUUCCCCGAGAAUGAGACUCUGCACAAACACUACCACUUUGUGGGCAAGCUGGAAGACCGGCUGAAAGAAUCCCCUGAGGGCAGCAUCCUCACCACUGUGCUGUUUUUGGUCAUCUGCAGCUUUAUCGUCCUGGAGAACCUGAUGGUUCUCAUUGCCAUCUGGAAAAACAAUAAAUUUCACAACCGCAUGUACUUUUUCAUCGGCAACCUGGCUCUCUGUGACCUGCUGGCUGGCAUUGCCUACAAGGUCAACAUCCUAAUGUCGGGCAAGAAGACGCUGAGCCUGUCUCCGACAGUCUGGUUCCUGCGGGAGGGCAGCAUGUUCGUGGCCCUCGGGGCAUCCACCUGUAGUUUACUGGCUAUUGCCAUCGAGAGGCACUUGACCAUGAUCAAAAUGAGGCCGUACGACGCCAACAAGAAGCACCGCGUCUUCCUUCUGAUCGGGAUGUGCUGGCUCAUUGCCUUCUCCCUGGGCGCCUUACCCAUCCUGGGCUGGAACUGCCUGCACAACCUGCCCGACUGCUCCACCAUCUUGCCCCUCUAUUCCAAGAAGUACAUUGCGUUCUGCAUUAGCAUCUUCACAGCCAUCCUGGUGACCAUCGUGAUCCUGUAUGCACGCAUCUACUGCCUGGUGAAGUCCAGCAGCCGCAGGGUGGCUAGCCCCCACAACUCGGAGCGGUCCAUGGCCCUGCUGCGGACCGUGGUGAUCGUGGUGAGUGUGUUCAUUGCCUGUUGGUCCCCGCUUUUCAUCCUCUUCCUUGUCGAUGUGGCCUGCAAAGUGAAGGAGUGUGCUAUUCUGUUCAGAGCCCAGUGGUUCAUUGUGCUGGCUGUGCUCAACUCCGCCAUGAACCCCGUCAUCUACACGCUGGCCAGCAAGGAGAUGCGACGUGCCUUCUUUCGGCUGAUCUGCAGCUGCUUGGUCAGGGCCAAGGGUGCCCGCUCCUUACCCACCCAGCCCGCUCUGGAUCCAAGCAGAAGUAAGUCCAGUGGCAGUAACAACAGCAGCCCCUCGCCAAAGAGCAAGGAAGACAUCCCCCAAAUGGUCACCUCGCCCUGCAUCACUGACAGAAACAAAACCCUGCAGAAUGGGGUCCUCUGCAAGUGAGGGCCCUGCCUCCAGGAGCAGGGGGUCCUUACAUCUCCAUGGAGGGAGCGGCACCCAGCCCAGCAGCCACAUGCUUAUAUAUUACAUGUCUCACCAUGAGGCUCUGCCAGAGCUGAGACCCAGGAAAUCUAUUUUGCCAGCAGCCUGCCUGGUGUGGCUAGUUCUUAAGACUGGGACCCAAGGACUCACCAACCCAUUUCAGCGUAGAUAGCAUGCCUUGUCAUUUCAGGCUCCAGAGCCUUCCAAAUGUACCAAGCUGCUGAUGUCAUUGCUGCCUUCCCCUGAAUCCCAGUGGUCACUCUCCGGUGUUCCUGGAGAGGGAAGGUGUGUUUCCCAGGACACCGGGACAAUGUUUGGGUAAUUACACUACACUGACUGUGCCGACAAUGGAUGCUGUGUAUCUCAUUUCUAUGCUGCACUGCACUUGUGUUUCAGAUGUCUGCCAUGGGCACGUGCGUGAGCUGCAGUAUACAGCACAGUUAUGUAACAAGUAAUACAAGUAUCUUCCAACUGAACCAGCUAUAAGGAUAUGGCUGGGAACUAGGUGGACAUGCCAGUGCCAAUCUCCUGAGACUGACGUCGUCUUGAGUAAACAGGUUCUGAAUGCUAAAAUUCUCAAAAACGCCUUGUUUAAGGCUGUUCCUAGAUGUGUGGGUCUAACCCAAAUAGUCCUGGGACAGGCCUGGGAGCAGGUCAAUGUCUAAAGGUUCCUGGCAAGAAUGACCAAGUUCUGUGGUGCAGGUCCCCUGAGGGACCCCCACUUUUUUCCUUGUCAUGUAUCCCUGCACAGUUUUAUGCACAUCCAAAAGCCAAAUUACGUGAGUAUUCAAGGGUUUCCCCAAAUCACAGAAAAGUCAGCCAAGGUCUUCCAGGAGGUUGUGUCCCAGAUCAACUAAGAAAUGAACCCACUUGAGAGAAGCAGGGACAGACCCCCCAGCCCAUUUUACCUUUCAAGUUGCCAGUAGCAGCCAUCUGUUUAAUGGAAAAUUUCUAUGGAAUUAGGAGAGGUUUACAAGACAGCACUUUGAUCCUAUGUUGAAUUUGAUUCUAUGUCAGAAAGUCAGUAACCCCUGUGCUGCCACAGCCAAGGAGCUGGGGCCACCAGCAGUCUCAUGGCUUCUGGAAAGAAGAACCUGACAGCCACUGUUUGAGCAGUUUAAUUGUCAGGACAGCAAACGUGAUCUGGCAGUUUUUGCGUUCUUCAAAGAAACGUAAUAAUACUGUAAUCUUAUUUUUCAACACAGGGCGACCCUGUAUCAAUCAUUCUGUUUACCUUAUAAAGGGAUUACUCUGAAGAUGUUUUUGUGUAUGCUCUUCCUCAAGGAUUCUACGUGAAUACAAGCUGAUAAAAAAGAACACACACAUCUAUAGAGUCCCCAUAAGCACACAGCAGACUUGGAGAGUUCUUUGUAAAAACAAAACAAACAGCCUUCAAAAAGGUCCUUACAUGGGGGAACCUCACAUGUGAAAUCCCCUGACGUUUUUAGGUUCAGUGAGAAUAUCACCUGAGUAAAGACUAAAGAGUAGUCUUAACACAUUAACUUUUUUGAAGAGAGAUUGACUCCUGUUUAUCUGAUGCAAGUUCUUCUUAUUGAAGGAUGUUUUCAUGGGUCCUGGGGGAUCUCUGUGUACUGACCAAAGACUUUCCUCAUUUUUGUUACUGAUGAGAUAAAUGAGACGUUCAUCAGUGACAUUUUUUUGUUGCCUUCUUUACAUCACUGAAAAGAAGUUAUUCUUUUAUCAAAUAACAUGAGAAAACCCAGGGCAUUUCUAGAAAAGUUAAGCCUUAAGGUACUGGGUUAGUGAAAAAAAUGCAUCAGUGUCAAGAUGUUGGGUGUUACACUUCACUUAGGUCAUGACAUGACUUUAAAACUUUAUAUCAUAGUUCUGAGUUGCUUUGGGGGUCCCAGAUCUCUGGCGCUAAUAUUAAUAACACUUUGUACCAUAGCCCAAACUUUCCUUUGAGAUAAUGCAAAACUUUCAAGCAAUCUGAAUGAAAAAUACUCCAAAAAGUAAUUGCAUUCAUUUGAUAUGUUCAAAAACUAAUCAACUUUAAUACCAAUGUGUAUGUACAUUCCUAACUAGCUAGCUGGAGAUCAUUUAGAAGCUGAGUAUUUCAAAGCCACAGAGAAGCUGUGCAUUAGAGCUCAUUCAGGUAGUAACCUUUACUAUGUCCCAUGUAUCUUUGUUAAAAAAUAAAACCAAAAUCUUUGUAUAAGCCAUUGUUGGACGUCCAUGUGUGUACCGGGGCCACCCUGGUGGUGUACCAGAUGGCAGCCUGGCCUCUCACUGGUACCAGUGUUUCCCCAGGAAUUAAACCACUCUCAGAAACCUGAUAACCCUUCCACCCUCCACUUUCCCACUGGCGUAUGUGGUGUUGAGUGAAGCCAGGUGUGUUGGAGCUGUUUCAUCAAUUCUGGUAGGUCACACUAUUUGAGGAAGGUUAAUAGACUUCCCUUUGACAGGGAGAAGAUUGUGAGAGUCAUGGCCGUCAAGGUAGGGCCAACAAAGAUGGGAUGUUUGGUUCUGCUCCAUUUACAGAGGGAGAGAAGAGGUCAGAACUGGCCCUUCCCUCAGCUUUCUCCUUACAAACUGUAGUUUUAGUGCACACACGUGUGUGUGUGUGUGUCCACCCUGUGUUCUAGAGAGAAAGAGGCCUAACUAGUCUGUUGGUAACAGUCAUGAAGAAAUUUCUCUAACAUAACUGAGGACCAAACUUUCAGCCACCAGUGAUUCUGCCCAAGGCCCACUGGGUACAAGUUAACAUAAGUACCCUCAGCAAUGCUUCUGCCCAGCUGCCAUUUUCAUUCCACACCCUUGGCCAAUAGGCGGGCUUUGCUGUGAUUGUGAUUCAAGAAGUCUUCUGGAGAAUAACUGUGAAUAUCUGCUUUCUCUGGAAGGGAUUCAACCUCCCCUCCUCUGUUUUGAGGCAAUCCAAGAUCCAUAGUCCAACAGACAGAUUUUUCAUAAUAUUCUUUAUUGCCCACAGACUUAACAUUGACAGUCAUUUAAACAACGGACGAUUUAGAAAACGGCUGUUAUUUCAACCCUUGACCCAUGGUUAUUCCGCACUGGUAAAGAGCUUUUCACAGAAAUGUAACAAGGUGUAUUUUAUAGAAAACUUCUAAUUAAAUUACCAAGUCCAUGCUUUUAAAUUGUAUGUAUGAGUGCAAAACCUCAACACCCAAAUGUUUUAGUAUCUAAGUCAAAUAUCAAAGGGUUUGCUACAUAAUCAUAAAUGCACAUACCACUGUUCUGAAAAUGAAGGCACAUUUUCCGAUAACCAAUGAUAAGAAGUGCAGCACUGCCUACAUGGAUGACAACCUCCUUGGUGGACCAGAGUGUUGACACUUGGGGACGCCAAGCAGCUCUUUCCUUGGUUACCCCAGAAACACAGGUGUCCGGUGCACCAUCAAGGGCUCUCAGCUGGAAACCACAUCAUUUCCUGAAGGAGUGAAGUGGAUUCACUAAAGGUGAGGGGGGACUUUAAGCCAAUUCUCCUUACCCGUUCUAUUGUCAAAUUUCCAAAAUGUUGACCAAAUAACUUAGGUGUUACCACUUUUCAUGGAACAGAGAUUAGAAAACUUGAAAUCAGUUUUGUAUUUCCACUCCUCGGGAAUGUCCACAGCCCAUUCUGUUACAAUAUCAAAGUAGAAAGUGGUAAAUUGGCAAUAAACCCAGACAGAAACCUUGA